This is a messenger RNA of Melanotaenia boesemani (Boeseman's rainbowfish), 4577 nucleotides long. RefSeq names its product acidic (leucine-rich) nuclear phosphoprotein 32 family, member E (gene anp32e). Gene Ontology annotation, cellular component: nucleus. Gene Ontology annotation, molecular function: histone binding; phosphatase inhibitor activity. NCBI's taxonomy places the organism in Eukaryota, Metazoa, Chordata, Actinopteri, Atheriniformes, Melanotaeniidae. Gene Ontology annotation, biological process: regulation of apoptotic process. The transcript has 7 exons. The record is from RefSeq and is a predicted model, not a curated record. The coding region runs from base 131 to 874 and encodes 247 amino acids.
GGCACGAGGUAUCAUGGAGGAUCAGUAGGCAAACUGCGGUCAGUGGAGGAGGGCAACCACCGCUCUGAUCCCCGGUACUUUCUUAACUGUACGUCGCUUGCUUCUUAACAACCGCACCAUAUUUAUCAAUAUGGACAUGAAGAAGAGAAUCACUUUGGAGCUGCGGAACCGGAGUCCAGCAGAGAUUGUGGAGCUGGUGGUGGACAACAGUCGCUCAGCUGAUGGGGAAGUUGAGGGUCUGACGGAUGAGUUCACAGAGCUCGAGUUCCUUAGUAUGGUCAACGUGGGUCUGAGCUCACUGACAAAGCUGCCUUCACUGCCCAAACUACGUAAGUUGGAGCUAAGUGACAACAACCUGUCAGGGUCUUUGGAGACUCUUGCGGAGAAAUGUCCCAACUUGAACUACCUCAACCUGAGCGGGAACAAGAUAAAAGAGUUGAGCACCGUGGAGGCGCUGCAAAACCUGAAAAGUCUGCAGAGUCUGGACCUGUUCAACUGCGAGAUCACAUCCUUGGAGGACUACAGAGAGAGUGUGUUUGAGCUGCUUCCUCAGGUUACUUACCUGGAUGGCUUCGACCAGGAGGACAAUGAGGCCCCAGACUCUGAGGCUGAUGACGAUGAUGAAGAUGGUGAGGAGGGGGCAGGGCCAACCGGCGAUUAUGAAGAAGAGGAGGAUGAAGAGGAGGAUGAGGCUGGCUCAGAGGGAGGAGAGGUGGGGUUGAGCUUUCAGGUGAACCAGGUCAAUCAGGAAGAGUAUGACGAAGAGGAUGACUAUGCAGAGGAGGAAGAGGAACAGGCAGGUGUUCAGGGACAGAAGAGAAAGAGAGACGUAGACGACGAAGGCGAAGAGGAUGAUGACGAUGAAGACGAUUAGUCCUCCAGCUGACUGUCGCCUGUGUGUCAUCCUGUCCCGUCUCUGUCCGUCUCAGUCCUCCUCCGGACCCAAACCUCCACCAAACAGCAGCCGUGGCUCUGUGACCUGAGAUAGUUUCCGUUUGUAAUAGAAUCACUUGUUUAUUUUUAGAUAAUAUAUGAGAUUUACAGAGAAAGAUUUUAUCUGAACUUUACCUGUCGGUUCCAGCUAAAGACUCCAGACGUUUCCCUUUAAAACCUGGUUCAGGAUCAAACUGUCUGUCCAGUAAGUCUGUCUCCUCUCCACAUCCUGAACUCUGGUCCUCAUCUGAACAUCUGGAACGGCUGAAGUUUGGCUCUGGGAUCUUCCUCUGUUUGCUGCAGCUUCUACUGAUCUGAAUCUGUUCAUUGUGUCUUCAAGCACAGAAAUCCACCAAGAAAAGGGUUGAUUUUUCUUAAAGAGCUUCAGGGACAACUUUUUUUUCCAGCUGGUACUAAAUAGGCCUGCAGAUGUAAAAUUCUGCCAACAUCCAGAGAAGAUUCAAGAUCUGUUCGUCCCACAUCGGCUUCUGAACAAUUGGGAAAAAACACAACUGCUUUGAGUUCCUUCAGUUUCUGAUGAUAUCUUAAGUGGUGCUGCAGAUGCUGUCAAGUUACAAGCAACCAGAUUUACUUCACAGCACACAGACCCCCCUCUCCAUCAAGCCCUGGUGGUCUUGCGUGAUCACAUUUAAGUUAAUGGAAGAAACCGGUUCAAACAGAGCCUGAAUUUCACCUCUGAGAUUUGAUCAUCCAUCUGUUCCUGAAACCAUCCUGAGUUUUUGGUCAGUAAUCGAACCGCAGUGUAGCAGCACACUGGGACAUAUCAGGAAUUGUUGUCUGCACAGGUUUAGUUUGAAACUAUCGCUGUCAGGCUACAGGCCAGUUUGUGGUUUUCAUCUCCACAUCAAUGAGCAGAUUGGAGCUUUGUGGAUGAAGAAGCAGACGCAUGCAGCUCCUUCGUGUGAUGAUUUGGGUACAAGCUGAUCUGUGAUGCAACUUCAGAAUGGCAAGAAUAGAACCUAUGUUAGUGGUAUAACAUAAAAAUGUCAGACAGAAAAUGUGAUCUGUGUGUUCUUACAAGCCUGAUGCUGUUCCUCAAAACAGAUCUAUUAUAUAUUCAUGAAACAGAAGUAUAAUUCAGAAGUCUCUACCCAAUCAGUAAUUGGUGAAGGAAUGCAGAUGUCAGAGAAGGCCCUGCAGACCUCCUGCUUCGCAAAUGGCAAAGUUUGUGCCAGAUGUACUGGCUUGGAAACCUUAAAUUGGCCCAGACAAACCAUCGAGGUCUGCAUCUGCACCUUAAGGAGGAAGUCUAACCUGCAAGUUUCCCCUCCAUCUUUCCGGUGUGUCAAGACCUUUUGCUUUUUACCUUUUUUUUUGUUUUUUCUUUGUUUACCUUUUAAACAUCAGAGGUGAACAGAAAGCAAAUUAGUUCUCAGGAGCCUCCAGUUGACCAUUUAGUCUUUCUCUGAAUUCCUGAGCUUCAAACAAGACAGAGCAUGUGCUCCAAAUCUGAUUAACACCUGUUAAAUAGACCCAAGGAUAAGAAGCUGGGUUGUACUGCAGCCAUAUCAGUCUCUGGACUCUGCCAGGCCCUAACACAGGAGAGCUUCCACUUCAGCAACUCGCAACCUGUCAGGGAAGUUGCCCUUUUUCUGUUGAGGAUUACAUGGACUCUGCCGCCUCCACCCACUCAUAGUUAGCUCAGGUCCACAAAGGAGAUCCUAGUUAUGAUAUUGUUCCAGUGUGUGUUUGAUUUAAUGUAGGGUUUUUCGGGGGGAGGGGGUGAACGUAUUAGCUCUGUGGGUGGUUUUUUGUUUGUUUGGUUUUGGUUAAUGUGUUCUUUUAUUUUCUGUUUAUGUGUUUACUGAUCUAUGGCUGUCAAUAAUUCUUAGCUUGAUGAAUAACCAAGUUGCUCAUCUUCAAACUGCCCUUCCUUUCGAAAUGCUCGGACCGCUGCUGUGUCGCAGCUCGGGCUCCGCUUGAAACCACCGUACAGUUUACUUUUACACAGACCAAAGCCGGGGGUGCAUUCAGGUGUCUUCUGUCUCAAUAUUGAGUCAAAAAGUCACAAUUUUACAGAAAGAAAUUUCAUUGUUUUUAGUCAAGAAAAACUUUGAAUGCUCAACAGGCAACAUUUAGAUUCCAAAUUUAAGCUUACAGUCUAAGUUUAGAAAUCCUCUCAUAUUUUGAUUACUAGCUUCACAAUUUAGAUAAAUGCUUAGCAAAAUAUGUGACUAUGCCUGUGAUCUGGCUAGAAGAUCCUGAGCUGGGGCCAUAACAUCUUGUUUUACCAGCUUUGAAAUGUCUGAGCUGUCAGAAAUCACCUGAAGUCACCAGGUCUGCACUGCAUCCUGGGACAUGGAGGCUACCCUUCCUCCUAUUCUAAUUUCUCAGUUUGUGCAUCCUUAUUUAUUUUCCUCACCUCUUAGUCUCUUCCACUUCACACACAAACACGGGAGAUGGGAAAGAAACCCGAAGAAAGGAGGAAAGCACUGUUUAAUUAGAUGUCCAUUAAACAUGCAGUGUCUCUCCAUCAUCGACCAGUUGUUUUGGUAGAGCAAUUUAACGAUCUUGACCACAUAUACAUAUUAACUUUCAGGCCACUUUACAAUGUUAUAUAUGUCGCUCCUGGUUAAAAUGUCAGUUAUGUUAAAAAAAACUUGAUGCUCAAAGGGACAUGCACAAAAUAGAGAAAUGAGAACGUCUUCAUAUUCACAUUUACAUUUUUUUCAUCUCAUUUUAAAGUCAGAAACAGGGUUCACUCACAUCUCAUCUGAUUCAUGUGUUGCUGCUCUGUUUCUGCAGCCUUGUAAGCAGAAGUUUUUUACUUCUUGCUGUGUUCAUGUGGACUGAACCCAACCAGGAUGGAAAAUAAGUGACUUCAUUCAUUCAAAUAACAUUUGACAAGUGCAGACGCAGAAACAUAAAUCUGCAAAAUAUGAAUAAAUAAAAUUAUUUAAAAAAUUAAAUAAAUAAAAAAAAAAAAACAUCAGACGUAUAGAUGUUAUUUGUCCAGGUUCGUUUUUCUCCUGAUGUGUCCUGUUCAGUCAGCAGGUCUCUGCACAGCUCUGAUUUUAAUUAACUGCUGUCAACUUUUAGCUUUUCUCACUUUUACAUUCUUGGAAACAACACAGCAACUAAAAUGCACCCGUGUGAUGGUUUUUAUAGGAAAAUGUGUCUUUGUGUGAUCGUGACUAAUUUUUAAUUCACCUGACCGGGUGGUCCCCACACAGUCACAGUGGCUUUAAAGAUGUUUUACUGGUUCCUUGAUAACUAAAUUGAUUUUAGUGUUGUCUUCACUUAUUUCUGGGUGAGAAACCAGUAAAGAAUUCAGGACAGAGAGAAAUAAAACAGACACAGGGCUUUUGCUAACUGGUGUGUUGUGUUUCAGAGAGUAAAAGGAAAAAAGUCAUAUCUGUCAGACCUGCUGAGGUCAGGGUUACUCUGGUUUUCAAGGCAAUAUUGUAAAUAGAAUCGAGUUAAGUUACAGAUUUCCCAAGACCUUUGACAGUUUUUUUUCUCUAGUUUUCUGCAGUGAUGUAAUAGUAGACACCCCUUUUAACCCAUCAUCCUGGAUCCUCCGUCAGCCCUCCAUCGUCCCCUCUGGGGGAAAAAUUGUGUUUGACUUUUUGUGGUGUAACUAAAACAUGUUCAGGGGUUUUGAAUAAAAAAUACAAAAUGAG